UGCACUGCAAAGACUGGCCGAAGCGCCAGGAAAGUUUUGCGGCGGUCGAGGGUAGCAAAGCACCAACCAAAGCUCACCCCCAUACAACAAAAAUCUUGCCAAAAGUCACUUUGGUCAGAUAUCACGAUGGCUGGCUCAAUUAACAAACCCAAGAAGCCAAAGUCCAAGAGGACGACGGUUCGCCUCCGCCACAAGAUCGAGAAGAAGUCGGCGGCGAAGCAGAGGAAAGACAGAAAGAAGGCCAAGCAGAACCCGGAAUGGCGCACCAAGCUCAAGAAGGACCCGGGUAUCCCGAACCUGUUCCCCUACAAGGAGAAGAUCCUCGAGGAGAUUGAGGAGAACAAGCUGCGCAAGCAGGAGGAGAACCAGAAGCGUCGCGAAAUGGCAAAGGCCGCCAAGACGGGCGCCACCGUCGCCGGCGCGACCGGCCAGCAGGUCGACGUGGCCGACGACGACAUGAUGGUCGAGGACGACGAUGAGGAGGACGACGGCGACGACUCGAACCCCAUGGCCGCUCUCCUGCGCAGCGCGAGGGCCGCCGCCGAGACGUACGAAAAGGAGUUGCGCGACGACGAUGACGACGAGAUGGACUCGGACGACGACCCGGGCGACGACUCUGACGCGCCCGCCGAGAUCCCCGUCGGCAACGCCACCUCCCGCAAGGCCUUUGACAAGGUCUUCAAGAACGUCGUCGAGCAGGCCGACGUCAUCCUCUACGUCCUCGACGCCCGCGACCCGGAAUCAACCCGCUCCCGCGACGUCGAGCGCAGCGUCAUGGCCGCCGCCAGCGGCGGCAAGCGCCUCAUCCUCGUCGUCAACAAGAUCGAUCUCGUGCCCCCCAAGGUUCUCAAGGACUGGCUCAUCCACCUCCGCCGCUCCUUCCCGACCCUGCCCCUGCGCGCCUCCAACCCGGCGCCCAACGCCCAUACCUUUAACCACAAGGAGCUCACCGUCCAAAAGACGUCGUCCGACCUCUUCCGCGCCCUCAAGUCCUACGCCGCCAGCAAGCAGCUCAAGCGCGCCGUCUCCGUCGGCGUCAUCGGCUACCCCAACGUCGGCAAGUCCUCCGUCAUCAACGCCCUCCUCGGCCGUCUCUCCGGCGGCCGCGGCGCCUCAAAGGCCUGCCCCGCCGGCGCAGAGGCCGGCGUCACCACGAGCAUCCGCGCCGUCAAGAUCGACAGCAAGCUCACCCUCCUCGACUCCCCCGGUAUCGUCUUCCCCUCCGCCAAGAACGCCUCCACGUCGGGCCUCGUCUCCCUCAAGAACGCGACAGACGCCCACGCCCACCUCGUCCUCCUCAACGCCGUCCCGCCCAAGAACAUCGAGGACCCCAUCCCGGCCGUCACCCUCCUCCUCCGCCGCCUCGCCGCCUCCCCCGACCUGCUGCAGAAGCUGACGGACGCCUACGACCUGCCGACGCUGCUGCCCAGCCGCGCCGACGGCGACAUCACGACCGAUUUCCUGGUGCAGGUCGCGCGGAAGCGCGGCCGUCUGGGACGCGGCGGUAUCCCCAACAUCAACGCCGCCGCCAUGACCGUCGUCACGGACUGGCGCGACGGCCGCAUCCAGGGCUGGGUCGAGGCGCCUGUCCUCGCUGUCCAGAGCGAUGCCCAGGGCGCCGCGCCUGCUGCUCCCGUGGCUGACGACGUUGCUGCCGCGGAUCAGAAGACUAUUGUCACGGAGUGGGCCAAGGAGUUUGACCUCGGUGAUUUGUUCAGUGGUCUUGCUGCUGCUGGCGAUGAGGACGAGGCGAUGGAGCAAUAG
Colletotrichum tamarilloi is the source of this 1764-nucleotide messenger RNA. RefSeq lists its product as uncharacterized. NCBI's taxonomy places the organism in Eukaryota, Fungi, Ascomycota, Sordariomycetes, Glomerellales, Glomerellaceae. Gene Ontology annotation, cellular component: nucleolus. Gene Ontology annotation, molecular function: GTP binding. The annotation marks the transcript as partial. The record is from RefSeq and is a predicted model, not a curated record. The transcript is spliced from 2 exons.